Messenger RNA from Sporothrix schenckii 1099-18, 2685 nucleotides. RefSeq lists its product as uncharacterized. The coding region runs from base 1 to 2685 and encodes 894 amino acids. The transcript has 2 exons. NCBI's taxonomy places the organism in Eukaryota, Fungi, Ascomycota, Sordariomycetes, Ophiostomatales, Ophiostomataceae. The record is from RefSeq and is a predicted model, not a curated record.
AUGGCGCCGUUGACACGACGCCGCUCGGCUCGGCUGGCCAGCAACUCCAAGCCCACCGGAGUCGCCGCCACGCCAGGCCUCGGCUGCCUGGCCGAACAGAUUGAAGAGCAGCCCUCCUCGCCGACGGCGCAGCAGCCGCAGACCCCUGCACAAUCGUCAUCUGCGAAGCCGUCAAAGUCUGAGAUGCGUCCGGGCAAGGCCAGUGGUGCCGUGGCGCCGCCGUCAUCUGCUCUGCGUCUAGGCUUCACCGACAUCGGCGACGCGAGACAGGAGAGCCCCACGACGGCCAAGAGCAACAAGAUCGCCGCAUCGGCGACUCUGAAGGCCGUGUCUCCCGAAGACAACGAGACGCCCUCGAAGAAGCGGUCGCCACUGUCGGCCAUUUCCUCCUUCACGUUCCGUUUUUCGCGACUCAAGGGCAAGCAACCAGCGGAUGCGACGGCCACAGAUGCUGCUUCCGCUGCCAGCCCCAAGAAAGUGACCGGCACGCCCGACCUGGGUCUCAGCGAGGAGGCACGGCGCAUGAUGGAGGAGCUGCGCGAGGAGGCACAGAAAAUCCGUGCGGAUCUCGAGGUGGAGCGGGACCAGGAGAAGGCCCGCGAGGAAGAAGAUGCCGCCAGUGGCCGGAAGAUUGCCAAACCCAAGAGCCGUGCUGGACGCUACAGUGCUGCUCACACAGCCGAGUUUAGCAAGAUGGACUCCAUCGCCAACCACCCGUCUGCUUUCCGCGCUUCGCGUUAUACUCCUGCCAAGUCGACGCCAAGUGCAACGGCAACGGCCGCUACCCCAGCCAUCUCUAGCCAAGCGCGUGGUCUUAAGCGGACCCAAUCCAAGGCCAACUUGGACGAGACGCCUCACCCCAAGACGACGGGUUCGCAUGCCGCACCCAAUCCCGCCAGGGGCAGCGUGUCCAUGUCGACCAAGAAAGCCUACAACCCGCUGUGUGAUAACAACCAGAGCCACGGCGGCAUAGACAGCAAACCGCCCCAGUCUGCCCGCAAGGGCAACCUCUUGUUCCCGUUGCCGAACGACAGUCCACAGCAGCCCCUGUCUGCUACCAAGCGCAUCAAACAAAACAUGGGCGACGACGCGUCAAGCAGCCGCCCUAUGUCGCGUGACGGCAGUUCUCUUCCGCGGCCUGCGGCUGCAUUGGCCAGCAGCCUGUCCAGCAUCAGCCGCUCGCACACGACUGCCUCUCUCCUUACGCCCACUAAGAGUUUCUCACUCGCAAGUGGUACGUCUCUGGGUGCGAGCACGAGCAUGGGGACGAGCGCAACCGCAACCGCAACGGCAACCGCGAACACGAAUGGCGAUGUUCAGCCCAGGACGCCCAGCAAGACGCCUAGCAAAGCGCCUAGCAAAACGCCUCUGCAGCUGUUUUCGGCCCUGAAGAAAUCUGCCACAACCAGCAGCCUACAGUCGUCUGUGCGCACCCCGCCUGCUGCCUCGACGCCUACUGCUGCCCAGGCUGGCAAGACUACCGCGAGCAAGCCAAAGGGCCCCAUGUUCCGUGCUGCCGACCACCUGAAGAAGACGACCGCCGCAACGUCCUCUGCUGUGAAGGUCUCGUCGCAGGCAAACACAGGCGUUACACGGAGCGUGCCCCCCGUCUCCACAUCUUUUGGCCCGACUGCCACGGCGUUCUCAAAGACACCAGCACCUGCUCGGCUCACUGAUCGUGUUGUGCCGGCGCGCGUCCCCAUGACCACACCGCGUCGGAAGCUCGUAAAGCACGUCGCCUUUACUCCCGGCACGCAGCGUGCUGUCAUGUCGGAGAUGUCGCCGUCUCUCUUCCGAUCCAGCAUUCCUCGCUCUGCCUUGAAGUCGUAUACUGGCGGAGCACAUGGCUCGGAAAUGCAGAUCGAUGGCAAGGAUGAGCCCGCCGCGGAGUCGCCCAGUGUGCGUCGCCGCUUUGGCACCACCGUAUACUACCCUGACCUCUCCGGUCAUGAGCUCCUUGGUGAGGCGGCUGCCUCACCUGGCCAGGAGAAGGUACUCUCGCCGCCGACGGCUCUGGCCCCUCCGGCAGCACCACAUCCUUCGGUUCCUGGCACCUUUACGUUCCGCAGCGAUAAGACGAUCAACUUUGGUCCCACAUCACCCGCUGGCUUCGGCUCCUCGCCUGGCCAGGCCAGCGUGCGCCAAGUCCGACACUCGACGUCCGUGCUCCCGAAGAUCCCGGGUAGCUUCCCGGGCGCUAGCCAAGUAGGUGACAUGUUCACUGCUCUGGUAGCUACAGAAGGCACCAACAAAGAGAACACUCGUCCCGUCGCUGUCAGCAUCAUCCCUCACGGAAUCACCAACAAGAAGCGUCAUCGUGUGAGCGAGGCCGAGGAGGCCGAGGAGGAGGCGGCGCAGCGUGCCGCCAAGAAGCGGAAGAACGCCCCCGUUCCCGAAGGCGAGGCUCUUCUCGCUCCCCGCUUGGCUGGCAAGGCUGUUCCUCCUACACAAAGUGGCCGCGUCAUUGCCGGUAUGCGGAGCUCGCCACACAAGAUGUCUCCCCACAAGGUGUCUCCCCAGAAAAUGACGCCGCACAAGACUGUUACCUUUGGUGCCGCAGCCGGUACCAGCAAGACGCCAAUUGCUGGCAAGACGCAGACACCUGGAUCGGUUUCGGUCAAGAAGCGCCCCAUCCUCAGCAUGAGCCGGUUGAACAGCCUCGCGCGGCCGAAGUUGCGGAAGUGA